GCUCAAUUGUGAUAGAAAGAAGGGAGUAGGUAGGUACCUACAAUAAUUGCUCAUUUUCUCUUUUAAAAUACGUCAAUUAAUUGAGGUGGUGAAUUAUAAUGUGCAUUUAGAAAUCGAACUCGUAACCAUGGCAGCAUCCAACGACGAUGAGAUAUUAGAAGGGUUUUUGUGUCCAAUAUGUAAAGCGGAUUUGAAAUCCGCCUCGCAGCUCACAAGCCACUUUGAGAGCCUCCACUCCGAAGAGCAGGAUGUUUUGAGGUCUCUGAAGGAUAUAUUUGGAAAGGCGAAGAAGAUUAUACUCAAUAGUGAUGAUACAGACUUGAAAGAGACCUUUGAUAGGGCACUAAAGUUGAAUUACCAGGAGCAACAAUAUUAUUACCAAGAAGAGCAAGUGAUAGGUGUUAUUCGUAGUUCCACAGAUUAUUUUAAGGCUGUGAGAUCUGCUAGGCUGGAGAGAUACGCGACAGAGACUAAUAAGCUGCUAAUAAGGUUAGAUAAGUUAGUGUGCAAUAUGCCUUUGGAUCCCAACCAAAGAAAACAGCAUGAACAAGAUAUUGUGCCCUGGCUAGACGGGACUUCAGUGAAACUGUGUCCAAGUUGCGCUAAAGCCUUCAAUUUGACUAGGAGGAAACACCACUGCAGGCUAUGUGGCUCAAUACUAUGUCAUGACUGCUCAGUGUUCCUUGACUUAAAAGUAGCUAGAUCAAUUGUAGAUCCAUCAGUACAACAAAACACCUCAGAACCUGACCAUGAUUCUCACAAUGAGAGGAAUCAGCUGCGACUAUGCGAGCACUGCUAUAACCUGGUUGAGCUGAGGAAGCAGGUUCAGGACAGCCGCAAUGCUAAGACCGUGUUGAUGACUGCCUACGAGCAGAUGCAGAGUCUCAUGGAGCAGGCACGGCCAGCUGUUGCUAUGUAUGAAAAGAUGUGUCAGAGCCUAUUCGAUGGCGAGACGACGUACAACCUCGGCGAUGUGAACGCGAUGCGAGGGAAAGUGGGCAAGCUGGCUGAGGGUAUAGACUUGCUGAGCAAACAGAUCGCCAACUUUCCAGCCGAGCCCGGCACGCGUCAAGCCAAACUGCAGAAAUCCAUCAGGUUAGCUGCGGAGAACUAUAUAAAGGACGACCUAAUAGCGCUACCAAAGUUACCAACUGAGGCUCAAAUCGAAGAAGUGAGAAGACAGAGAUACGAGCGAGCGGAGAGGCAGAUAGAGUUAGAGCGGCGCAGAAUGGAGAUGGAGAAGGAGAAGACGGAGUCGGACCGCGCCGGGCCGAGUCGGGCCGACGCGGGCCGGUGCGAGGAGGAUGACAAUCCUUUAAUAGAACAGAUGAAUAUUAUUCGCGGGUAUAUUAAGGAGGCUAGGAAAGAACUUAAAUUUGAAGAGGUGGCAAUACUGGAGGCUAACCUGAAGGAACUCAAGAAAGAAUACCAAUUACAAAAACUCUCGCAACAGUUCUAGUCAUUUUGUUUUGGAGAUAUCUACCUUGCUAAUUCCACUGUUAUUGUACAUAAUUUAUUAUAUUAUACAGCUUUUAUAUGUUUAUCUUUAGUUACUUUAAGCACAGUACCUCUUGUUUUUUUACCUAAUUCUAGGUAUAAGCAAUAAAUACUUUUAAAUAUUUAAA
Messenger RNA from Plodia interpunctella (Indianmeal moth), 1625 nucleotides. RefSeq names its product Rabenosyn-5 (gene Rbsn-5). Lineage: Eukaryota; Metazoa; Arthropoda; Insecta; Lepidoptera; Pyralidae. Bases 128 to 1459 code for a protein of 443 amino acids. The record is from RefSeq and is a predicted model, not a curated record. Gene Ontology annotation, molecular function: metal ion binding. The transcript is spliced from 7 exons.